This is a messenger RNA of Sphaeramia orbicularis (orbiculate cardinalfish), 1224 nucleotides long. It is a transcript of the gene fam162a, whose product is annotated as family with sequence similarity 162 member A. Gene Ontology annotation, biological process: cellular response to hypoxia; neuron apoptotic process; positive regulation of release of cytochrome c from mitochondria. The transcript has 5 exons. The record is from RefSeq and is a predicted model, not a curated record. Bases 123 to 596 code for a protein of 157 amino acids. Gene Ontology annotation, cellular component: mitochondrion. NCBI's taxonomy places the organism in Eukaryota, Metazoa, Chordata, Actinopteri, Kurtiformes, Apogonidae.
UCUUCUCCCAUUAGGCAGUAACCGAAGAGGCGCAGCUUGUUGACUUUCAGCAGCUGAUUUGGGAAAGGACUGUCUUCAUGGCUUCAUAGAGUCAUUUAACUUCCUUAACGUGAUUAAAAACAAUGAACUUCAUCAGAUCCCGUCUUGCCAUCGGCACCUUCUUAGGUCAGAGGUACAGACAGGUCACCACAACAUGGAGCCACAGACCCAUGUGCAGUAAACCACAGGAGACCAAACCUGAGCAUCCACCUGCAUAUGCAUCUCGUCCCGGGUUCAAAAUCCCAGGGUACAAACCAUCCGAGAUGGACAAGAAGAUUUUGAUCUGGUCAGGACGGUUUAAGACAGUAGACCAGAUACCAGAGCUUGUGUCGUUUGAAAUGAUUGAUGCUGCCAGAAACAAAGUCAGGGUGAAAGCCUGCUAUGUGAUGAUGGCAGUAACAAUAGGAGCCUGUUUGUUGAUGAUCUUUUUGGGUAAACAGGCUGCAGGCAGAAAUGAGUCCCUCACAAAUCAAAACAUGGAGAAGAAAGCUAGAUGGAGGGAGGAAGUCCAAAGGGAGAAGGAAGCUAAGAUGGUCAUGUCUGAGAAGGCUCAGUGAAGGAGACCCCUCAUCAUGACACAGCAGGGCUAAUUUGGGACCAUUGAGUCCCUCUUUCCUACUGUAACACUGCUUCAAGGCGUUCCGUUCCCACCGUUUGGAGAAAUAGAGCAACGAAAUUCAAAGCAGUUUGUUCAUACGAUCAACCUUUGCAGGAGAGACCUCAAUAAAAACUAUGGAUUAUUAAAUUUAGAUUUGGAAGCAUAUUUCAAGGUUUUAUCUCAUCAGUGAAUGCACUUAGGUGAAUGACUCACAACCGCUAUUUUUGUGGAAGUCGCAUUUUACAAUGAUCACAAGAGAACAGAAAGCCACAAAAUCACUUAAGCUGAUACUUUACAACAGAUUUAAAUGCUUUUUUUUUUUAAAUGGCUAUCAGGCAAAUGUACUUAGAGACUUCACGUCACAGAUGGAUAAAUAAAACACGUUUUCUUUCUAGUCAGUUUAAGACACUGGUCGUCAGUCAUCACAAUAAAUUAUGUUAUAUGACCUAUCUGUUGUGCUUGUUCUUAGGUUAAUUAAUAUUGGUUUUGUAUGCAACAAGUGCCCAAAUUAACAUCCAGUAAAGUCUGCUUGUAUAGAUUUAUGACCCUGUGUGUUUUGUUUGAUUAAAUGUAUGUGUUUAAUUUUA